CGCGUCUUUAUACAAUACUAAAAUAAGAAUAGUAUAAUAAUAAUAGGUACCUAAUAUUUUGUUUUAUUUAUGAUACGACGACCAGUCCCGCAGUCAAAACAACUUCCUCUACCCCACCGCUACCCAUGGCCGCCGCUUCGACUCUUGUCAACGAGUUGGUAAACAGUUUCGCGCACGUAUUUUUCAAACAACACAACUUCCUUCCCUGCGCUCAGCGCUGUAUAGCGACCACCAGAUUUCUGGAGAACCAACCAGAAGCGGACGCUAAAUCGUCCACCGCCCGGAGUUUAGUGUACACAGCGUGAUGUUAUUGUUAUUUAAUAUUUUAAUAAUUUUAAAUUUAGUGUCGUAGUCGCAAUCAAAGUCGCUUGUUAGUUGUUAGUGCGUCCUGCCAAGUGCCAACUGCCAGUUAUCAUCAAAUCGUCCAAAAUCCACUGCAGAGUGACCGUUCUUGCCGCCACCAUCGUCAGUCAGAUAUUUCCAUAGCGUCGCAGAGGAAAUAAUGGAAUGCAAAAAAGUAAUACGUAGUAUUAUAGUUACCAUCAUCAUACUGAUAUGCAUGGGGAUACGAAUUGGAUUAAAAAAGUCCAUAGAAGAAAAUGCUAUGAAAGAAUCGAACGAGCGUGCAAUGCGUACUAUUUCUCAUUUUACAUAUCCACCAUUACUACAGGCGGAUAAUGCAAUAGAACUGGAAAAUAGUCGUAAAAUAGACGGUAUGUUGAAGAGAAUUUUUCAUAUAAACCUUGAGAGUGUCCAACAUGAAACAAGUUACAUGGACAGCGGCUUUAACAGUAACGAUGCCAGUGACGUUGCAGACCAAAUGGACGAAUAGUGUAUGUGUUUGAAGUAAUUAGUAUUUAAUAAUGUUUAGUACAAAAAUAUUUUAUAUUCAAUUAUUUUACAUAAUUUAUAUUGUAAGAAAUAUAAUAUAAUUCUCAAUUGAUAAAAAAAACAUUAUAUAAAUGGAAAGUAUAUUAUUAUUUAAUUAGUCUACGCCCUAAUAAUAAAUUGGAACAUAAAAUACGUAGGUAGUGACAACAUUUUUUAACA
Messenger RNA from Acyrthosiphon pisum (pea aphid), 1050 nucleotides. RefSeq lists its product as uncharacterized. The transcript has 2 exons. The record is from RefSeq and is a predicted model, not a curated record. Bases 503 to 832 code for a protein of 109 amino acids. Lineage: Eukaryota; Metazoa; Arthropoda; Insecta; Hemiptera; Aphididae.